AUGAUGGAAAUGAAGAAAUUACGACACUUGCAAAUAGAAUCGAUGGUACAAUCUGAAAGAGGAUAUUUGUUAACCUUUGCCAUUAUCGCAGUUACUACUAAAGUAAUCAUCAUUGUUGGAAUUAUAUUUGCUCUACAAGCAUAUUGGAUUCAAUUUGAUGACUAUGACAUUGAAAAUUCAAGACAAAUGUUUUAUAAGCAUUGGAUUAGUGAAACGACGCGUAAGGAAGAAAUUAGUGGAAUUGCAACGAUUGAUUUUACAUAUCGUGAAGGAAAUCAUAAUAAGCUUGCUGUGACACCGGAAACAAAUGCAAAUAAUGAAAAGAUAUUACGAAGCAAUUUGAUUAAAUUACCUAUUUGGUUCAAUUUUAUACACUUCGCUUUAGGUUUAAUUGUAACAGCAGGUACCCUGCAUGCUACCAUUUGCUGGUACUUCACCUUACAACCAAUCCCAUCUAUAUUGCUCGAUUUUUGUACCUAUGAUUUGGAAUUGUGUCGGCGACAGUGUGACACAUCUCUUAAUGAAGAAUAUCCUCUUAUUGUAAGCAAUGAUUUGGAACUAGUAGCCAAAGAAGUGCAAGCAAGUUUUAACAGUUAUUUAUCAAUUUUGGAUGACAAGCUUCAAAAAUUAAAAUGGACCAUGCUAUCCGUUUGCUUCUCCUACAUUUUAUUGCUAUCUAUUGCUUUCAUUUCACCCUUCAAUUCAUUCUUUCGACAAGUAAUUUGGGCAAAAAAUCGUGAAUGGACAUGUACUCGACUUCAACAAAGACUUUAUUUGUUUUUGGAUGUGGCUUCCGUAACGGUAAUUAUCUUAUUAUAUUUUGGUAUUAGCGUGGAAUAUAUAUUUGUAAACAAAUUCAAUUUAAAGUUGAAAGAAUGCCGUCAGCAAUUGGAUUUCUGCCUUUGUUAA
Messenger RNA from Acanthocheilonema viteae, 909 nucleotides. Lineage: Eukaryota; Metazoa; Nematoda; Chromadorea; Rhabditida; Onchocercidae. The record is from the annotation of a GenBank genome assembly.